CCAAUCUCUCUCUCUCUCUCUGGCAGACUUGGUUUACAUUUGGAGCACAACACAAACGAAAAAGAAAACGAACAGUUUUAUUGUUUUUAUUAUUUUUUUUAGAUUUUGCUCAAAUGUAAGAGUGGAGCUCUCCACAGAGCAAGAGGACCAAGUUUUUCUUCCGCCGUGCGAAGUGAAAUUCUGAGAGAUUCGGGUGGCGACCCGACCCGAGCACCCGAUGUCUUCCGGCUACAACAGUCCGGUUCGGAGCCCCGGGACUUCGAGGCUUCAGUUGGGCGGAGGUGCAGGUGGAGGAGGAGGAGGAGGAGGAAUCUCCAGGUUGAGAUCUUCGUCGCUCAAGAAGCCGCCGGAGCCGCUGCGGCGAGCUGUGGCCGACUGCCUGUCCUCCUCCGCCACGGCUACCUCCCACCAUGGAACCACUUCCUCCACUGUGCUCCUCUCCGAAGCUUCUCGAAUUCUUCGGGACUAUCUGGCAGCCCCUUCGACGAUGGACUUGUCUUACAAUGUGAUUUUAGAACAUACCAUUGCCGAGAGGGAGCGAAGCCCAGCAGUUGUUGCAAGGUGUGUGGCACUUUUGAAACGCUACCUUCUAAGGUACAAACCUAGUGAAGAGACAUUACUGCAGAUAGAUCGCUUUUGUGUAAACACCAUUGUUGAAUGCGACAUUGGUCCAAACCGGAGAUUGUCUCCACGGUCGCAAUCGUUUGGAUCAAUAACAUCAACAAUAUCAACGGCAUCUACAAAUGUAGUUCCUUUAUCUGUACCUAGUUUUGCGUCUGGGGCACUUGUGAAGUCAUUGAACUAUGUGAGGUCUCUUGUGUCUCAACAUCUUCCAAAGCGGUCAUUCCAUCCUGCUGCUUCCUCUGGAGCUCUUUCUGCAACAAGACAGUCUCUUCCGAGUUUGUCUUCUUUGUUGAGUAGGUCCUUUAAUUCACAACUAAGCCCUGCACAUAGUGGAGAACCUUUGGAGAGUAAAGAUGCCACAACCAUGUCUGUUUUGAACUUAUCAAACAUUGGAAAGGUUGAUGGAAUGGGAGAUGUUGAAUACUUUGCGCUUGACGUUUUCAAGUGGCGCUGGCUUGGGGAACAGCAGUCAUCAUCCUUAGGGACUGAAAGUGAUCGUGUUGUAAAUCCCCAAGAUACGAGAAUGCAUAGUCUUCUAGAAGUAGGUGCCGCAGCUCUACUUGUAGGAGAUAAGGAAUCUAAAAUGAAAGGUCAACCUUGGAAGUAUUUUGGAACUGCUGAUAUGCCUUAUCUUGAUCAACUGUUGCAACCUUCCCCAGUAACGGCGAUUACUGAUUCUGCUGCUGCCCGUUCCCAUUUGAGAGCAAUCACAGCUUCUAAGCGUACUAAAUCCGGCCCUCAUCAAAUAUGGGAUGAUUCUCCGGUGAGCACAUUUCGUCCUCGGGCUAAACCGCUAUUCCAGUAUCGUCACUACAGUGAACAACAACCCUUGCGGUUGAAUCCUGCUGAGGUUUGUGAGGUCAUUGCUGCAGUUUGCUCUGAGGCAUCUUUGCAGAAUGCUAAUGUGAGGACAGUAUCAUCUAGAUUAACUAAUAACUAUGGAAAGCCAUCUAUGGAUGCGGCAGUGAGCGUCCUUAUCAAACUUGUUAUUGACAUGUAUGUCUUGGAUUCCGGGACUGCUGCCCCUCUCACUCUGUCUAUGCUUAAGGAAAUGCUUAAUUCUCCAAGAGCAACAUGUAGGAAUCGUGCUUUUGACUUGAUUUUGAACCUUGGAGUUCAUGCUCAUUUAUUAGAGCCAAUGGUAACCGAUAACGAUUCCACGAUUGAAGAAGAGUAUUCUCAAGAAUCAUAUUUUGACAGUGAAUCUAUGCUUGCAACACAAGGAGUGAGAAGAUCAGAUUCUGUUAUGAUGGGCACUUCCUCAGCAAUUGAUAAUUUUGAAACUUGGAUUUUGAAUAUUUUGUAUGAGAUAUUGCUGUUUCUUGUUCAGAUAGAAGAGGAGGAAGAAUCUGUCUGGGCUUCUGCUCUUAGCUGUUUGCUAUAUUUUGUCUGUGAUAGAGGCAAAAUCUUGAGAAACCGGAUAAAUGGACUUGACAUAAGGGUUAUAAAGGCACUUCUAGAAAUUAGCAGGAAAAAUUCUUGGGCAGAAGUAGUUCAUUGCAAGCUUAUUAGCAUGUUAGCAAACAUGUUUUAUCAAGUACCUGAAGGAACCAACAAUGCUGUUUCAAGUACCCAAUUGUUUCUGGUGGAGCAAGUUGAUCUGAUUGGUGGAAUAGAGUUUAUUUUUGUUGAGUAUUCACUUGCAAAAUCAAGGGAGGAAAGGAGAAAUCUGUUUUUGGUUCUUUUGGACCAUGCUUUGCAUCAAAUAAAUGAAAUAUUCAUAGCUACUGGAGUCACUGAGUAUAGCGAUGACGAGAUUCAGCCUCUUGUUGCCCUUCUCAAUCGAGCUGAUGCGCCUGAAGCUUUCUAUAUAUCUGUUAAGCUUGGGUUGGUAGGCAUUGGGGAAAUUUUGAAGAGUUCUAUUUCAGAUGCAUUAUCUAGAUAUCCGAACAGUGAACGGCUCAAUAUGCUGUUGGACAGUGUAAUGGAGAAACUUGGUGCAACAGUAAGCUCAUUUACUCAUUUGGACACAGAGUUCUCACACAUGAUGCAGAUAACCAAAUCUUACAAGUCUCUGGAUAGCAUUGAAGGUGCCGUUCUGAGAAAUGGAGUUGGCAUGAAAGCAAAACUCUCAUGGGCUCUUUUACAUUCCCUUCUUCAUUCAGAAAGAAUUGCUUACCAUCGGAAUGCGUAUGUCUGGUUAAGUGACCUGCUUAUUGCAGAAAUUAGUGAGGAAGGGAAUUCAAGUAUUUUGUCAAAUAUAAAAAACAUGCAGCAGAAAAUUGCCCGUGCCGGUGUUCAUGAUUCUUCAGUUGCUUCAGAUGUUCCUUUGCCCAUUUGGCUUAUGUGUGGGCUUUUGAAGUCAAAGCACAACUCAAUCAGAUGGGGCUUUUUGUAUGUUCUUGAAAGGCUUCUUAUGAGGUGUAAGAUUUUGUUAAAUGAAAAUAAAGUCCAGAAACAUGGCAGUGAUAUUGGCAAUGUACGGAGAGAUAACCGUCUCGAGAAAGCUAGUGCAGUGAUAGACAUCAUGAGUAGUGCCUUGUCCUUGGUUUUUCAGAUCAAUGAAACAGAUCGCAUUAAUAUUUUGAAGAUGUGUGACAUUCUAUUCUCUCAAUUAUGCUUGAGAGCUCCAUCUGCAAAUACAACAAACUUUGGAGAUGAUGCACAGCUUGGUAGGGUUCUUAGACGGAUGGACGGAAAUAAAAUAGUUGACGAGAAAGAGAGUUCUCACCAGGAUGUUUGUAUGGAAGAAUCCAGUGGCAGAUCUGGCCUCGGAAAUAACAAUCCUCUAGAUCAUGAGACAGAAUCAAUGGCAGCACUUCUUCUCCGAGGACAGGCCAUAGUUCCCAUGCAGUUGGUCACACGAGUUCCAGCUGCAUUGUUUUAUUGGCCAUUGAUUCAACUUGCUGGUGCAGCAACAGACAACAUUGCGUUGGGUAUAGCUGUUGGAAGCAAAGGAAGAGGGAACCUUCCUGGUGCAACAUCUGAUAUACGGGCUACGCUUUUGUUACUUCUAAUUGGUAAAUGUACUGCAGAUCCUGCUACUUUCCAGGAAGUUGGCGGGGAAGAAUUUUUUAGUUAUAAAUUCAGGGAACUCUUGGAUGAUACAGACUCGAGGGUGGCAUAUUACUCAUCAGCUUUUCUUCUGAAGCGAAUGAUGUCAGAAAAACCUGAAAAGUACCAGCACAUGCUUCAGAAUCUUGUUGUUAGAGCUCAGCAGAGCAACAAUGAAAAGCUCUUGGAAAAUCCAUAUCUUCAGAUACGUGGCAUACUUCAGCUGGCAAACGAUCUUGGAACCGGGUUGUAAUCUGGUGAUGCAGAAUUGUAGAUGUUUCCCUAUACUUGUAGAACAAUGCUUCCAAGCACAGGCUCAUGCCAUCACAAUGACACAUAUGCUAAUCCUUGAACAGCACUAUUUGGCAAGUUUGAAAAACCUAUGUCUGGGAUUAUGCUUAAUUUUCAAAGCAUCCAUGAAAUUCUUGGGAAAAAUAGUAAAACAGAGGGUAGGAGAUGCAUUACAUGUUGGAUAAGGCUGAAAAGUCUUUCCUACCGAACACAGUGGGGACGUCAGCAAUCAGUUCCUUGUGGUUGUCCUUCUCAAAUGAUUAGAAAAUGGUGAGCCAGAUCGAGAUCUACUUCCCAUAUCUUCCUAUCCAUACUGUACAUUAUGUAUUGAACUGUUGGGGGACGCCUUUGUUUUGUAAAAUGCAUGAAGUUCAUGUUCAGCUGAAGGAUUAUGGCGGGGGCUCGUCAGAAAAGAAGAUACUUAGAGCACAAGUAGCUCUCAGAAAGUUUGGAAAUGUUUAAUUCUUCUUCUGCCUUUCGUUCUGCAACUGGAAGUUGCAAGGCACGGGCGUAGCAUGUAGACAUAUCUCGAGUUAUUGUGCAUUACAAUGCCAAGAGACCUUGUGGGAAACUUUCGGAGAAUAUAUUCUGUAGACUCCAGAUUUCCAUUUUCGUCCAAGCCUUCGUUAUAUUUAGUAAUUCCUGAAGGCGAUAUUGACAUACAUGGGCAGUGAAAGUUUUUUACAUUUGUUACUCAUAGAGCUUCGUCUUCCUGACAGCAACGCGAAGAGAAUUGAUCUUUGUAUGUUUAGUGGACAGAGUAUACCGAGGUAUUAGAGGGUAUUACCCGACUUUAUGCUUCUCUAAUUCCGUUAAUAGGGGCAACACAGGGGUGUCUGUUUUUUCAGGGCACCCCAAAGUGUGCCUGCGCUGAUUUUUGAGUCUCCAGGGUUUAUUUUCGACAUUGUAAAUAUGUGAAUUAUUUUCAAUUAUUUUCGUUUUGAUUC
Molecule: messenger RNA, 4856 nt
Organism: Pyrus x bretschneideri (Chinese white pear)
Lineage: Eukaryota; Viridiplantae; Streptophyta; Magnoliopsida; Rosales; Rosaceae
Exons: 18
Coding region: 218-3871 (1217 amino acids)
Source: RefSeq, a predicted model, not a curated record